ACAUGUCAACCAUGAAAGUUCUCAUUAAAUUACAACAAUUAGUAUUUAAAAAACAAAAAGAUGUCACAUAAAUAUUGUACAAAACCAAAAUUAGAUUUGCAUAUAAAUUAAUUGAGUGGGAGAGAAAAGAGAGAACUGUUAAAUAACUAGGCGCAUUCCAUUUUUUUCUCUAUCUCGCUCUUUCUUUUCUUGUUCUCUCUCCAUCAAUUUUUUCUUUGCUCUUUCUCUAAAUUUUCACCUUUUCUCUCUCUCCUCUCCUUUGGUUUUUGCUUCCAUUUUCUCUUAGAUUUAUGUCACCCUCCUUUCAUCGUUCUUUAGGACGAUGAUGAGUGGGUUGACCUUUAUAACAACUUUUAUACACGACCAUCUUACAAAAUUGUUUUCCUUUGAACAUAAGCAUUUUUACAAAAAAGAAAAAAAAAACAAGCACAAAAUAAUAAAAUUUAUUGACUUCACACAUUAUAAGAAACAUACUUUUAGUAAUGGCAGGUUUAUCACCUUUCCAACUCUUAGAGAUAAAUCUAAUAUCAGCUCAAGAUAUAGCUAAGGUUGCGCGGUCCAUGCGAACGUAUGCUGUGGCAUGGGUUCACCCAGAUCGAAAGCUUACCACCCGUGUCGACACACAAGGUGUAACCAACCCAACAUGGAACGAUAAAUUUGUCUUUCGUGUCGACAACCAAUUUCUUCAGUCAGAUACAUCAGCCAUUAUGAUUGAAAUCUAUGCAUUACAUUGGUUCCGUGAUGUUCACGUGGGCACGGUACGAGUCCUUGUAGGCAAUCUCAUUCCCCCACAAACAAGGACCUUUAAUCACAACCAUCUUGGCAUGCGAUUUGUUGCUCUUCAAGUUCGUCGCCCAUCUGGUCGACCCCAAGGCAUUUUAAAUGUCGGUGUUACCGUCCUAGAUAGCACCAUGCGUAGCAUGCCAUUAUACACUCAACUUAGCACAUCAGCUGUUGGGUAUCAAAAGUUGAUGGGUCAAGAUGAGAAUCAUAAUAACCAUCCACAAGAUGGUGAGCUUAAUGUUCAAAAGGGUUUGAACCAACUUCGACGUGUGAAAAGCGAAAGAAGCUCUAUUCUUGAAAAUGAAUAUGAUCAAGGUUACAUAUUCCCCAAGCCUAAUAAUUCAAUAAUCAAUGGUUCAGAAAAUAUUAAUGAAGAAUAUAAUAAGAAGGGAAAGCACAUGUUUGAUAAGCCAUUAUCUAUAAUAAAUGGAGUUGAAGCUGGAUCAAAUCUAAGUUUAGCUGUUAAAUUAAAAGACCAAGAAGGUAAAAAGGUUGAAUCAGUUGUUAGUUAUGCAGCAACUUCAUCGAUUAAAGGGAUGUCAAACAACAACAAAAACACAAAAGAAACGCAAGAUAAUACAAUAAUAUCAACCAACAAAAAGCACAAUUGGUUGCCACAUUACUCAUCUAUCACAAAAGACUUUGCAGCAGGGUCGGUAUGGUAUGAAUCAGAAAUAGGGCCAUCGCCAUCGGAAGUGGCAGCAGCAAUUGCAGAGGAUAAUAAGUUCAAGAACUUUGAGGAAAGAGGGAGCUCAAUAAUAAUGGAUUAUGAAAGUGAAGGGGUAAGGACAAAGCUAGAAAGAUGGAGAUCGGAGAUGCCAAUGGCUUAUGGUUAUGGUGGUUCUUACAUUGAUGGUGGUAGUAGUAGUAGUAGUAGCACCAUCUUCCCUAGGACGAUACAUACUCGUCGAUACACCGCUGAUGGUGGAGCUGGUAAAUUUUCUUGUUUUGGAAAUAUUUGUGGGUACGAAUGUUCCAUAGUAUGUGGUAAAAACGAUGAAGAUGAUGAUAAUAACAAGAAUGGUGGUGGUAAAGCUAAGAAUAAGUAUGAUGCUCGAUCACCUUCUUUAGAUUCCGUGUCCACAUAUUUUUGAGUGAGUAGGAGAGUUUUGAAGAUAUUGGGUAGGGGAAGAAGACUACACAAUUUACUUUCUUUUAAUCAUAGUAAAUUGUGAAUGUUAAGCAAAAGAAGAUUGGAUAUUGUUGGUGGUGUCAUGCCCGAUUCUCCCCCCUUCGCUAAAAUGAAUUUAUUUGUGCAUUAAAUUUGGGAAAAUAAUUUGUAAUAUGAUCUUUAAUUUUUUUUCCACCUUAUAUUACAAUUGCUUUUACAUACAAGACAUACAUAGUGUUCUUUUAUAGUGGCCUGAUAUCCAAACCAAAGAAUCAAUCUAAUCUUCUAUCAUUAUUAUUCUUUUUAGCUGCCUUUACACAUGAAUGCUAGCUAAUUUUUCAUAUUUA
Messenger RNA from Chenopodium quinoa (quinoa), 2241 nucleotides. RefSeq lists its product as uncharacterized. Gene Ontology annotation, biological process: defense response. Lineage: Eukaryota; Viridiplantae; Streptophyta; Magnoliopsida; Caryophyllales; Amaranthaceae. The transcript has a single exon. The record is from RefSeq and is a predicted model, not a curated record. Bases 483 to 1877 code for a protein of 464 amino acids.